GCUUUAUUUAAUGAACCAUUAUAGGCUACCAGAGAGACUAAAGCUGAUCGAGCAACUUUGCCAAAUACUAUGCUCCUGGUGAAUAUAUGCCCAUCCCCUUAAGGUUCGCGCUUAACUUCAUCUGAAGUCGUCUGCAACUCUUUCCUCAUUAAUCAUCAUGGCCUACGAAUACAUCCUCAUCAUUGCUGCGAUCCUCAUCCCUUUGGGACUGUUCGGCAUACUCAAAGGCGGGCCUGCGUCUGAAUUGCACUUGAACCAAAAAAAGACAACAACUCCUGGCGCAUUUGGAGAAUCGACUACUUCCAAAUCGAAAAAGAAAAAGUCAAAGAAGAAGACCGGCACUAUCAAGGAGAGUAUCAUCACGCAGAUCUCAGGAAACUCGGCAGAAAAGGAGCAGGACUCUGACGAUUCCGGACAGGGGAAGAAAACGACGCCUCAACCAGCCAGGAAGACUAAUGCUCUGCCAGAAAAUGCCACUAAGAACAGCGGUAACAAAGAUGUAGCAGCUCAGGCUGCGUCCAGCAGCCCUAAAAGUUUGAAGCCCUUGGACAUUCAGGACGCGUCUAAGAACGGCACAGAGCAACCGACGGCACCUUCCAGCAGUGGCGCCGGCGCCAGCGUUAGCAAGACUACCAAAGCGAUGUCAGUUGAGAGCUGGAAGAAGGUGAAACAGGAGCAACAAAAGGAGCAGCUUGCCAAACAACAAGAGCAACUUCAAUUUGCUUCCGCAGCUGCCAAAAACGCCUCUUGGUCGCCACUGGACUCAUCACUCCAUAUUGCAUCCAUUCCUGGACCAGGCGCCAUGGGCAACAAUAAGAAAAAGAAUCGCGGCAAUGCAGGAUCAGGAUUGUCUCAUGCCGACUUCCCCUCUCUCGCGCGCCCACAGCCAUCACCUGCGCCCACGCCUAAACAACCCAAACUGCCGAAGCAAAAGAAGGAAGCUGAGAAGAAGCCAGACCCCUUGGCAGAACUCUUGCCCGAGCCCGAACCCGAGGCAGCCCAAGCCCAAGAGGAGAAUGACAGCGAAGAGGAACAACCUGAUGAUGACGACACCGACGCGUCCCAGGAUGACAACAAGCAAGAAGAAGACGAGUGGAAAACCGUCAGUUCAACACAAACCAGAUCCGGUGGCAUCGAUUUCAAUAAACCCAUGGAUCCAUGGGUUGCGCAACAGCAACGACAAAAACUUGAGCGAGUCGCAGUCGCAGAUCCGCACGGAGAGCAGACGGAGCGGUUUGCGCGAGUCUUGUCCAUCAAACCCACUGUGAAGGAGGAGCGCAUCCGCGAGGCCAUCCCUGACGGAUUCACGGCACAAAAGUCGCGAACUGUGGGCGGCUCAUCAGGAGGCGGUGGAUCUAGUCAAUAUCAAUCUACAGAGCUGACCAAAAAGCAGCGAGAGAAUAUGGCCAAGGCUGCGAAGAGGAAAGAGGAAAAGGCCGCGGCGGACGCUGCUCAGGAGCAAAGACGGCAGGAGCAUAUGCGGCAGGUGAAGGGGGAGAAGAUGAAGGAGUUUUACCGUGCGCAAACAAGGAAGCAAACACCUGUGGAGUCCCGAUGGGAUGUGCCGAAAGCGUCAGCGCCAUCUUCAUCAGCGCAGGCCAGCAGUAAGGAUCAGCUUAUUUGGGACUAAGCAGCAGAUCAGGGUGCAAAGCGUAGUACCAAAGCACAACUGGUCUCUCUCUUUUUUUUUGCAGAAGUAAAAGACACAUUUUUUUCUU
Molecule: messenger RNA, 1718 nt
Organism: Gamsiella multidivaricata
Lineage: Eukaryota; Fungi; Mortierellomycota; Mortierellomycetes; Mortierellales; Mortierellaceae
Exons: 2
Coding region: 158-1630 (490 amino acids)
Source: RefSeq, a predicted model, not a curated record